Haliotis rubra (blacklip abalone) is the source of this 1460-nucleotide messenger RNA. Its product is annotated as nephrin-like. Lineage: Eukaryota; Metazoa; Mollusca; Gastropoda; Lepetellida; Haliotidae. The record is from RefSeq and is a predicted model, not a curated record. The transcript has 6 exons. Bases 102 to 929 code for a protein of 275 amino acids. Gene Ontology annotation, molecular function: protein binding.
GUACAGCUACCAACCCCCUCAGUCCUUGUGUGGGGACAUCUGUAGUGAGAUCUGACUCUGUGGAGGUGACAGUGGAUGUAUAGUAUAAUGUCACCAUUAGCAUGUUCACCGCCAACUCUCGAAGCGGUUCAGUGACAGUUAACGAGUCUGAUGCAGUGAUAUUGAGUUGCCAUAUUGACAUUAAUCUAAGGUCAGUCAUCAGGUUACUGAAUGGAUCUGAGGAGUUGACAAGGGCAGAUAACUUCCUGACAGCAACAUAUAGACUGGAGUCAGCAGAUUGUAGACAAAGAGGGAACUACUCUUGUACUGCCACCAACAACAUCGGGGCACCUGUCAUCCAGACGGUCGAGCUGCUGGUCAAAUGUUCACCGCGACUCGAAGGGACAGUUUCACAGCAACUCAAGUACGCUGCUACACUGGGUGUUGACGUGACUGUGUCUGUGUCAGUCCUGACCUACCCCCUUCCUACAUUCACCUGGACUAGAUCCAUCAGCACCAGCCAGGACCUCACUGGUUCCUCCAGCCCUGUCUCAGACAUCUCAGUCACUGCCAGACUACACCUUACUAACCUCCAACAGCAGAACUUCGGGGACUACAGUCUGACAGUGGACAAUGGUGUGGGGAGUCCAGUCACAUACACAGUCAGCAUAGUACCUGCAGGACCACCACAGAUACCGUCACAGUUUCGAGAUCUGGAUAAUGCAACAACGUCGUCGGUAUGGCUGUCGUGGCUGCCUGGGUUCAAUGGUGGACGCCCUCAGACGUUUCUGAUUGAGUAUCUUCAAUCUGGUACAAGAAAGUGGACUGUGCACAAUUCGAAUGAUGAUAAAGGCGAGAGGAUGGUGGUGGACGUAACAGGCCUUAUAUCUGGAGAGAUUUACACAUUCCGACUACUUGCUAAAAAUGACUAUGGGGAUAUGUCUUUGUAGCAUCUGAAACUGCUGGGGAUCCACAAACAAAAACUCGAAACUCCAUCUACUAGUACUGGAGUAACAGCAGGAGCGGUGGUAGGCGGGAUACUCAUCACCUUGCUCAUUGUGGGAAUUGUACUCACGGUACUCUACAGAAACGGAUACAGGUGCAGAAAUAUUAAAGGUAUGUGGUUACAUUUCCGUUGUAUAAGGAUGCAAGCUAUUCAAGGUCAACCGAUAUAGUCUCCAAUUGUUGUUCCAUACUUUUUUGAGGAUAUGCUUGAAAGAAAUAUCAUAUCAUUAGGAUUUCUAUUUUACGAUACAUUUGCAAUUGGUAUUCACAAAACAGGAUUUAGUUUCACUAACCAAAAUACAUGUUAAAUGUUGCGAUUAUUACGUACCUAUAUUCAUUUUGUGGCAUACUUUUGCAUUUAUCUAUCUUUGGGGAUUUCAUUUUCGAUCAAUGCGACUUGUUUCCAUGAAGGGUGUGUGUUAUAAACUAAAUACCAUCCCAUCUGGCUAUUUUUUGUUUUCCAGGAAGUGGAUCGG